GACAUGGUGUCCAGGUGUCACAGUUGCUGAGUUGAGAGUUCUCAUGUCAACAUUAACUGAUCGAUCUCAUUUAUUCUUUAAAUUGUUCUUUACAGACGAUUACAGUGUAUAAACAACAUAGUUUUAAAAGUUAAAAGGCUGUAUUUUACCUGGGUGUUUAUUCAAGACUAACCAAUGUAAGGUGACUGAGAAAACCCAGAGCAAACAAAAACAUCAUUUCUCUACGUCCUUACUUACUAAAAAGGCCCAAAAAUGGGUGGAAAAGCAGAAAAGGGUACUCCAAAGUACAUAGCGAACAAAAUAAAAGCUAAAGGCUUGCAGAAAUUAAGAUGGUAUUGUCAGAUGUGUGCAAAACAAUGCCGAGAUGAGAAUGGUUUUAAAUGCCAUACAAUGUCAGAAUCUCACCAGCGACAGCUUCUAUUAUUUGCUGAUAACGCCAAUAAGUACAUCGAUGAGUUCUCCAAGGAGUUUGCUGAUGGAUAUUUGGAGCUACUUUCCCGCCAGUUUGGUACAAAACGUGUUAAUGCUAACAAGGUCUAUCAGGAAUAUAUUUCUCACAGAGACCAUCUCCACAUGAACGCAACACAAUGGGAAACCCUCACGGAGUUUGUGAAGUGGCUCGGACGGGAAGGCAAGUGUGUUGUUGAUGAAACGGAAAAGGGAUGGUUUGUGGCGUACAUAGAUAGAGAUCCCGCUGCUAUUGCAGCAUUGGAAUCUAAAGCUAAGAAGGAGAAGAUGGAUAAGGAUGAUCAGGAAAGAAUGCUGGAGUUCAUACAAAAGCAAGUCGAAAGAGGAAGGAAGCAGUCCUCGAACGAGGCUCCCUCAUAUUCUGAGUUCAAGAGAGAGAGUAGCCAGGAGAAGGUUGUACUCAGUUUGAAGAGGAAGACGGAAGAAAAGAAGCCUGAUACCCUACCAGCAUCAGCACUUAAAUUGAAAGAGAAGGAGAAGGAAAGAGAAUCAGCCAAGAGGCAGAAAGAAGACAGCAGAAGUAGACAGUCCGCUCUAGAUGAUAUUAUUAAAAUGGAGGAACGAGCUAAAGAGAGAGCUAAUAGAAAAGACUACUGGCUAUGUGAGAAUAUUGUAGUGAAAAUAACAACAAAAUCUUUGGGAGAUAAAUUCUAUAAAAGAAAAGCGAUUGUUGAACGAGUAGUGGACAAAUACUGCGCUCAUGUUAAACUUACCGAAGAUAACGUAAAAUUGAAAUUAGACCAGAAUCACUUAGAAACCGUGAUACCGUCGACGGGUCGCGCCGUCCGCUUCGUGAACGGCGCCUACCGGGGAGCUACCGGCACUCUGAGAGCCAUCGAUAUAGAUAAUUACUGCUGUGAUGUAGAGAUUUCCGAAGGUCCCCUAACCGGUCGCCUAGUGAAGAAAGUCCAAUAUGAAGAUAUAAGCAAGCUAGCGUCGUGAUGAAUAUACAAGAAACACCAGCCUGUAACUGUCCCACUGCAGGCCUCUCAUACAGAGAAGGAGCAUUGAUCACCAUGCUUGUGAG
Trichoplusia ni (cabbage looper) is the source of this 1495-nucleotide messenger RNA. It is a transcript of the gene kin17, whose product is annotated as DNA/RNA-binding protein KIN17. Lineage: Eukaryota; Metazoa; Arthropoda; Insecta; Lepidoptera; Noctuidae. The coding region runs from base 253 to 1410 and encodes 385 amino acids. Gene Ontology annotation, molecular function: double-stranded DNA binding. Gene Ontology annotation, biological process: DNA damage response; DNA replication. The transcript has 7 exons. The record is from RefSeq and is a predicted model, not a curated record. Gene Ontology annotation, cellular component: nucleus.